Neoarius graeffei (lesser salmon catfish) is the source of this 1369-nucleotide messenger RNA. RefSeq names its product polyglutamine binding protein 1 (gene pqbp1). The transcript has 7 exons. The record is from RefSeq and is a predicted model, not a curated record. Gene Ontology annotation, biological process: alternative mRNA splicing, via spliceosome. Gene Ontology annotation, molecular function: protein binding; ribonucleoprotein complex binding. The coding region runs from base 102 to 836 and encodes 244 amino acids. Lineage: Eukaryota; Metazoa; Chordata; Actinopteri; Siluriformes; Ariidae. Gene Ontology annotation, cellular component: cytoplasm; nuclear body.
AAAAAACACACAAAAGAGGCGGAGUGUGACGUCAUUUCCCUGCGUCAAGCGAGGUAAUUUUCAUCAGUUGAAUCAGACGUCAGGAGUUUAUAAUUGUAAAGAUGCCUUUACCGCCUGCUCUCCUGGCUCGUCUGGCCAAAAGAGGAAUAGUGAAACAGUCAGACCAUGAAGCUGAAGAGGAAAUCAUUGCUGAGGACUAUGAUGACAACAACGUAGACUAUGAAGCUACAAGGCUUGAAAAUCUACCCACCAACUGGUACAAAGUGUUCGACCCGAAUUGUGGACUUCCGUACUACUGGAAUGUGGAGACAGACUUGGUGUCCUGGUUGUCCCCCAACGACCCCGCUGCGGUCAUUACUAAAGCAGUGAAGAAGCAGAGAGUGGAGAUUGCAGACGACAGAGGGGACGGUCACCGCGAGAAGUCGGACAGAGAGCGCGAACGUGACAAGGAGCGAGACCGAGACAGAGAUCGAGACCGAAAUCGGGACCGUGAUAGAGAUGAAGGGAGAGACCGAGACAGGGAUAGGGACAGAGACCGAGACAGAGACCGGGACAGACGAACGAGAAGAGAGGACAACGGCCCGUACAGCAAAUCAAAGAGAGGCGGAAGUCGGAAGCAGGAGGAGUUGGAUCCUAUGGAUCCCAGUGCCUACUCCGAUGCACCAAGGGGCUUGUGGUCAGCCGGGCUUCCCAAGCGUAACGAGGCUAAGACAGGAGCAGACACGACGGCGGCAGGGCCCCUGUUCCAGCAGAGGCCGUACCCCAGUCCUGGAGCUGUGCUUAGAGCCAACGCUGAACACACCAGACGUCAAGAGGAGGACGACGAGGACGACUAAGCAGGAGGGAAGCAUCCAUAGAGCUUUUAUAACAACCUGGAAAUGAAUGAACAUGAACAGCCUUAAAACAAUACACGCAGCUAAGCUCGACUGGACCGGAAACGGGUCACGUGUCAUUUCUGUUUCUAAUAGUUGCCUCCUCUUGCUUUCGUAACAGCACCAAUCUUGUCAGGAACAGAUACAGUACUGUCAUGAUGGUGAAAUUUGCUAAAUUCUAUGACUUCCUUUGACAGAUUUUAUACAUCAUCUCCGUCAUGUGUUCUAGACUCAAAAUUGUCUAACAAUCAUCAAGAAGUUUGUCUGUAAAGGUUCUAUGGGUUUUCAUCCUGCCUCUAGAUCCAGGAGCCAUGCUUUGAACGGCAACUCUUCACGUCAGUUCAGUGGGUUUGUAAAUCGAACUACGUUAUGUUAUACAUUUUGUAGUGAGGCAUUAAGCACAGUGCCUCUUUUAACUGUUGAAUAUACUUAUGUUAAAUGGAAAUGUUAAAUUUUCUGGCUUAAAUUUUUUUUUUUAAUAAAAAAAAAUAAUGCUG